Oncorhynchus gorbuscha (pink salmon) is the source of this 6294-nucleotide messenger RNA. Its product is annotated as neuroblast differentiation-associated protein AHNAK-like. Gene Ontology annotation, biological process: regulation of RNA splicing. Bases 369 to 4256 code for a protein of 1295 amino acids. Gene Ontology annotation, cellular component: cytoplasm; nucleus. The transcript has 5 exons. The record is from RefSeq and is a predicted model, not a curated record. NCBI's taxonomy places the organism in Eukaryota, Metazoa, Chordata, Actinopteri, Salmoniformes, Salmonidae.
AGGCCAGUUUUCCGUGAUCACCCUGCCUACCUGGACUGGAGAAUGUGUGUGACAGUUUGUGGCUGGGAAGGGAUGCCGAAGAUGGAACCAGUUUGUCUGCUUUGGGGAGGGUAUGUUUUCGCCGACUGAGGCACGGGGAAGGUAUGCUGAAGGUGGAACCAGUUUUUCUGCUUUGGGGAGGGUAUGCUUUCGCUGAGUGAGGCACAGGGUAGGCACUCCUACAGGAGUACGGAACACCAUGGACUGCUAACACUCAACUUUCUCACAUCGGUGGUAAAACUCCUAGGGGCUGAGUAACUACAAACUGCAUGGUCAAAACAACCCAAUGGAGCCUAAGGUUUAGACAGAAGAGCUUUUCAUAAAGGAUCAUGGCAGGUGUCCGCAGCGGGAGGAGGACCUCUGGGGGGCUGAUGCUGGAGGAAUCAGAUAAAGGACGAUUGGUCGUCUCCAGUGUUGUCGAUGGCUCCUUGGCCAAUCAGGGGCUCAAGGAAGGAGAUGAAAUUGUGGGUGCCACAAUCAACUUUGACCAACUUUCAAAAGACGAUGUGUUGAAAAUACUGAAGCUGAUGGAUGAUAAUAGAUUUGAUGAGAAGGUUCAAGUUCUGACAAAAAAUAAUUUGCGCAAGAGUAUGGCGACCUUGGACAGCAUCAAAGCACCAGAGGAGAUGCUGAAGGAUUCCUAUAACAGACUCAAUGCCAAAAUAAAGAAGUUCAUGAAAGAGGACAGCUCUGGACAACCUACAGCUUCUGGGGAAAGAGGCUCUCCUAAUAGACAGGUGAAAGGCAAGGAACCGAGACCUCUCUGGGCCAAGCCUAAUGUCAGAGGAACAGACUCUACAGUGACUCUCGAUGCUCCUGGUGGAGAACUUUCAUUGCCUAAUGCCAACAUGAGUACAUCAGAUCUCUCUCUAGCUCAUUUGAAUGGGUCUUUAGGGGCUGAUCUUGAUGUCAAUAUCUCAGAUUUACCUUCAGUAGACCUUAAAGGUUCCAAAAUAGAUCUAGAAUUGGCAGAUUCAGACAUUGGUAUCUCAUCUGGGAAGAUAAAAACACCAAGUCUUGGAAUGGCUGACUUUGCUAUAUCUGGACCAAGAGUUAGGAAUCCAGACCUGGACCUCUCAGCGGUUGAGAUGUGUCUAUCAGACGUCAGUUUGCCUGACCUCAGUACUCCAGAUAUUGAUAUACCGUCAGGUAAAUUCAAACUAAAGAAACCACAUGCAGAACUCAAAGCUCCUGAUUACAAUGUGGAUGCCCCCUCUGGUAAACUGAAGAUGCCCAAAUUUGAUGUUACUGGCCUAAAAAGAACAGAUCUGGGAAUUGAUGAUGAUGUAAAAACACCAAAACUAAUUCUCAAAGCUCCCAAGAUAAAAGGCGGACUUGAUGCACCUGACUUGGACUUACCCAUAGUCGACCUAAAAUCACCUAAAUUAGAUGUAAACACUCCAGAUAUUGACAUCAACCCACCCUCAGAAAAAUUCAAAAUGCCAAUGUUUAAGAUGCCUAUAUCUGGCCUUUCGGGCCCUAAAGGACCAAAUGUUGGCAUUGAUAGAGACUUGGAUGGACCAGAUCUGAGCUUAUUAUCUUCCAAAUUAAGAUGGCCAGACUUGGAUGUUGGUAGCCCAUCUGGAAAAUUAAAGAUACCAAGUCUAAAGGUGCCAGACUUUGGCUUCUCGGGGCCAGAUGUUCAAGGGCCCGACUUAGAGGUAAAGACUCCAGACUUGGAUCUUUCCGCCCCCAAGUUUGAAGGGGGAAUUAGUCCCCCAGAUUUGAAUCUGCCAGAUGUGGACCUCAAAGGCCCCAAAUUAGACCUAAAUGCUCCAGAUUUUGACAUAGAUAUGCCCUCAGGUAAUGUCAAAGUACCUACAUUGAAUAAACCAAAGGUUGAUCUGAAUGCUCCUGAUCUGGACAUCGAUGGGCCCUCUGGUAAACUGAAAAUGCCCAAAUUCAAUCUCUUUGGCACAUUGCCAAAAGGACGAGGUCUAGACAUAAAUGCAGGUGUGAAAUCACCAAAGUUAAAAGGUGGGAAUGAUGCCCCUGACAUGGAUUUACCAGACACUGACCUCAAAGCCCCUAAAUUAGAUGUAAACACUCCAGAUGUUGACACUGAUUCACCCACAGGGAAAUUAAAAAUGCCCAAAAUGAAGAUGCCUAAAUUUGUCAUGAAAAGACCUGAUGUUGACAAAGAUGGAGAUCUAGAGGGGCCAGGCCUGAACUUGUCUGCACCAAAAUUGGACAUAGAAGCACCCUCAAUGAAUCUCAAAGGUCCCAAAGCAGACCUAAACAUUCCAAAUGCUGAUUUUGGAAGUCCAUCAGGGAAUUUCAAAAUGCCAAGUUUUAAGAUGCCAGAUUCAGGUUUCUCUGGACCAAAGGUUAAAGUGCAUGACUUUGAGGUAAAUACUCCAGGCUUAGAUCUUUCAGCCCCCAAGUUUAAAGGAGUAAUUAGUCCCCCAGAUCUGAAUCUGACAGAUCUCAAAGGCCCCAAACUAGACCUCAAUGCACCAGAUGUAAACUUUAAUGUGCCCUCAGGUAAAGUCAAUGUACCUACAUUGAAGAAACCAAAGGUUGAUCUGAAUGCUCCUGAUCUGGACAUUAACGGCCCCUCUGGUAAACUGAAAAUGCCCAGAUUUGGGCUGUCUGGUAAAAUGCCAAAAUCCAAAAAACUGAAUCUCAAAUCCCCAACGAUAAAAGGGGGAAUUGAUUCCCCAGACCUGAAUUUUCCAGAUGCUGAUCUAAAAGUCCCUAAACUAGAUGUGAAUACCCCGGAUCUUGACAUCAGUGCAUCCUCUGGUAAAUUCAAAAUGCCCAAAUUCAAAAUGUCUAAAUUCAGAGGCCUAAAGGGACCAGAUGUUGACAUUGAUGGAAACUUGGAGGGCCCAGAUAUUGAUAUCAAUACCCCAACAGCUAACCUCAAAGGUCCCAAAACAGGUCUAAAAAUGCCAGAUUUGAAGAUGCCUGAUUUUGGACUAUCUGGCCCAAAUGUAGACAAACCUGACUAUGACUUAGCUGAUAUUGACCUCUCAGCCCCAAAGCUAAAAGGGGGCAUCAAUCCCCCGGAUUUGAGACUACCUAAGGGUCAUCUCAAAGGGCCCAAACUAGAUAUCAAUGCUCAAGACUUUGAUGUUGACACUCCCUUUAGUAAACUGAAAAUGCCCAAAUUUGGGCUUUCAGGUACUAUGCCAAAAGGACCAAAUGUAGACAUAAAUGCAGGUGCAAAAUCACAAAAUUUAAAUCUAAAAAUGACAAAGAUAAAAGGUGGGAUUGAUGCCCCUGAUAUGGAUCUACCAGACAUGGACCUCAAAGCCCCUGAAUUAGAUGUAAACACUCCAGAUAUUGACAUUGAUUCGCCCAUAGGGAAAUUCAAAAUGCCCAAUCUGAAUAUGCCUAAAUUUGUAAUGAAUGGGCCAAGUAUUGACAUAGAUGGGGAUAUAGAGGGACCAGACCUGAAUUUGUCAUCUCCCAAACUCAAGGGGCCCAAAGCAGACCUAAACCUUCUAGAUGCUGAUGUUGACAGUCCAUCAGGAAAAUUAAAAAGGCCUACUUUCAAGAUGCCAGAUUUAGGUUUCUCUGGACCAAAAGUUAAGGGGCCUGACUUGGACCUUUCAGCCCUCAAGUUUAAAGGGAGAAUUAGUCCCCCAGAUUUGGAUCUUCCAGAUGGAGACCUCAAAGGCCCAAAACUAGACACCAAUGCACCAGAUGUAAACUUUAAUAUGCCCUCAGGUAAAGUCAAUGUACCUACAUUGAAGAAACCAAAGGUUGAUCUUAAUGCUCCUGAUCUGGACAUCGAUGGGCUCUCUGGUAAACUGAAAAAGCCCACAUUCUUGCUGUCUGGUACAAUGUCAAAAUCCCCAGACUUGAGGCUCAAAGCUUCCAACAUUAAGCGGGGAAUUGAUGUUCCAAACAUGAAUUUACCAUAUGCUGACCUCAAAGCCCCUGAACUAAAUGUGAAUGCCCCAUAUCUUGACAGCAAUGAACCCUCUGGGAAAUUAAAAAUGCCCAGAUAUAAAAUGCUUAAAUUUAGAGACCUAAAGAGACCAGAUGUUGACAUAGAUGGAGACUUGGAGGGCCCAGAUAUAGAUAUCAAUGCCCCAACAGCUAACCUCAAAGGUCCCAAAACAGGUCUAAAAAUGCCAGAUUUGAAGAUGCCUGAUUUCAGGCUAUCUGGGCCAAAUGUAGACAAACCUGACUAUGACUUACCUGAUAUUGACCUCUCAGCCCCAAAGCUAAAAGGGGGAAUCAGUCCCCCAGAUUUGAGACUAUAGUAAGGGUCGUCACAAAAGCCCAAAACUAGACCUCAAUGUUCCAGAUAUGCCCUCAGGUAGAUUCAGAGUUACCAGAGUUACCAACCAUAGAGAGGUCAAGUGGUAGCAUCAAAACCUCUGAUUUUGACAUCAACACUACUACAUUCAAAAUGCUUACAUUUGGGUUGUCUACACCAAAAGGACCAGAUCAUGACAUCAGUGCUGACCUAGGUUAAAUUGUCAAAGAUGAAGGUUGGAUUGGUUCACCAGAUCUGGACCUACCUGCAAUUUACUUAAAAGCCCCUAACAUAGAUUUAGACACUCCAGAUAUAAACAUUGAUUCACCAUCUUGGAAAUUCAAAAUGCCUCACCUCAAAAUGCCUAAAUUCAGCCUUUCUGGUCUGAAAGGUCUAGAUGCUGGAAUAGUUGGAGACAUUGAGGGACUGGACCUGAGCUUGUCAACCCUGAAAGUAAACAUGAGGAUUGGUAGUCCAGAUUUAGACAUAAAUGUUCUUCAUUAAAAUUGCCUCAGUUUGGAAGUCGCAAUUGAAGGGCAGUAUCAGAUACGGACUUUAUGAAAACAAAUGACAUUUCUCCUCCAAAGGCUAUAGUGAAUCUAAAAGCACCAGACUUGAAAGUUAGCCACCCAGAUGUCAGCCUGAGCAUACCCAAAGCUGAUAUCAUAAGCCCAGAAUAGUAAACGCAAAUCUGAUAUCCCAGGUGGAACGCAUAUAAAAUAAUUGAUAUGCCAGGUGGAGUACAUAUACAUGUGCCUGUUGGGAAGUCUAGGAAGGUCAAAGGAAGAGCUAGUUAUCCCAUUGUAGAUAUUGAUUUGCCAAAAGUUGAUUACCAAGUGUCUGGUGUAUCUGAGAGGUUCAGACCUUAACCUUGAUGACCUCACAGUGAAAUUCUAAAUUCCCAAAUGCAAUACUUCUAAACUGGGUAGUUAUACCAGAAUACCAGAUAUAGACUCAAGUUUUCCCAGUAUUAAUGCCUCAGUCCCUAACCUCCACCCCAGUGUGGAUUAGUGGUUUCACAGCCAUAUUUUAAUUAGAGAAGAACUGACCUCAAGGGCAAUAAACAUCAUAGGAAAGCACCAGCUGGUGAAACCGACAAAUAAAAAACAGUCUAAAAUUGUUAUGUUCAUGACAAAUUUGACUCAUGGUUCAAACCCCAACAUUUCUGAAGAUCAAUAAUAUUUGAUCACUGCAAAGUAUUUCCCAUACAUGUCAAAGAUGAUGUACCAAACGGAACUGGGAGCCUGAAAAAUCGACACAAGGAAGAGUCAAACCGUAGAUCUCAUACACUCAGAAGUCUCGACUUCAGUUCAUCAAAUGUGGACCUUAAAGUUCCAGAAGCUGAGAACUUAAAAGGGUCGAAACUUACAAAGCUUACAUAGCAUUCAGAUAACUGACUAAGUGUAAUUUUAGGCUUGUUUUAAUCACAAUCUUCUGUUGAAACGUAAUGCAGAAAACUUCUGUUACUUGAACUUAGUUGUACUUUUUAGGUAAAUUGAUUGGUAUUUGUUAUGAAUGUUAAAAUUGAAUGUGUAAAGGGUUCACAUUUUGUCAAAUUGUUUUACAAAAUGGAUGAAAAGCUAUUUGAAAAGGUGUUUUAACUGUACACUUGCUGUAUUAAAAUAAUUUGUUUUGUCUUUACAAUAAUGCAAGAAAACAAUUAAUUCAAAACAACUUCCAACUGCAUUAGCCUAGGAAACAUUAUUCUGACCCAAUCCUGACUGUUAUACUCACAGACAAUAUUUUUACAGUUUUUUUUUAUCCUAAGCUGUCAAUUAUAUGCAUAUUCUAGCAUCUUGUCCUGACAAAAUAUCCCGUUUACUACGGGAACGUGAUAUUUUCCAAAAAUGAAAAUACUGCCCCCUAGUCACAAAAGGAUAAUGCAAGAAAACAAUUCAUUCAAAACAACUUCCAACUGCAUUAGCCUAGGCAACAUUAUUCUGACCCGAUUCUGACAGUAGGCCUUAUUUUCCAUAUUUUUGGACUUGAAAAACGUUCAAUUCAUUCUGUCAAGUAUGAUAAAACAUUUAACUCAACUGCUA